Molecule: messenger RNA, 426 nt
Organism: Colletotrichum orchidophilum
Lineage: Eukaryota; Fungi; Ascomycota; Sordariomycetes; Glomerellales; Glomerellaceae
Exons: 1
Coding region: 1-426 (141 amino acids)
Source: RefSeq, a predicted model, not a curated record
AUGAAUGACGGCGGUUUGUGGGUCUGGACCCUCGAAGGCGAAAUAGAAAAACGCAAAGCGGAGAUUGAGAGCUACUGGGCACAAAAGAAGGGAGAAGUGGUCGUUUGCUCGGAAGCGAGUGGGACAGGCUCGUCAACCGCAAGUGAGCAUAAACCCAACAAAGAGGACCCCCACCCGGUGGACGACGUCCAAGAAUCUUCUGAAAUGCAGGCAACGGAUCCUGCGCGAUUAAAACCCGAAGCUAAAAUGACCGAUGGCUCGGGUAGACACAGAGACUCCAGCCAUAGCUGGAUGUUGAUGGUAGCCUCCCUAAUGGCGACCAUGGCCGAGGCGAUAACUGUUUUGCCGGAUGAUGAAAAUCAAGAAGGUCCAAAGCAUCCCGAAAGCGGAAGCAUCCCGAAAGCGGCAGCAUCUGAUCCCGCCUGA